AUGAAUCGGAAAUGGUUCGCCUGGCUGUUCACCCUGCUCAUACUCCACAAUGACGUCGUUCUCUCGGCCUAUCACUGGAGGAUCAGCGACGACGGAAAGAAGAUCGAGGCUGUGGUGAGCUAUUAUAAUGUAAAUACUUUAAAUUCGAAAAAUCGUCUACAGAUAGACACACCGUAUCAACUGAAAAUGUCCGGAUCACUGACCGACUUUCUGAAGCAGGUGGACAAUGUGAAAAUGAUCGGAGAGCACGUGGACGAGAUGCAGGGAAUGCUGCAGAAAAUCUCGAAAUACGAAAAAGUCGACAAUCCAAAGUUCGAGGACGACUUCCGGGAAAAGGAAGAAGCGUGCGUGUGAGUAAUUCAUCGGAAUUUUCAGUAAGAACCAAUACAUUCUUUCAGAAAGUCGCGCGGAAUAAAACUGGAGCCGGAGAGUUUCCACACAUCGUUCUCCGCGGAGCUCUGUCCGGAAUUCCACGAGUCGUACCAACAGUACACCGCCUUCGUGAAAGAGUUCUUCGGAACGCCGCCCGACAACGAUAAACGACCGCCGCGGUGCAAUUAUUGGUUCGAGGCGGUCAAAAUGAAGGGGCAGAACAACGUGGAUCUCGGCAAGAGUUUGAACGAGAAAGUGGGCGCCGAGGACGAGCUGUAUCUGAAAGUACUCGACAUGUACUUCCCGGACUUUGCAAAGUUCACACGCGGCUCGGAAGGAAUGUCUCGCUUCGGAAACAUGCUCUCCAGCAUGCUCUCCCACGCUGACGAGGUUUAACAAGCGCUCUUUGUCGAACUGGGAAUGAUUUUCAGAGAGUAUCCCGGAAUGCGUACCUGCACAUGGCCGCUGCCGCCUACUGGAGAGCCCAAGGAAAGAUCUCGUACGCGCUGACUUGUUAUGCGACCGGUAUCAAUUUCGUGUACGUAUUUCCCCAUUUUCUAUCAAAUGUGUGUCAUGUUUCAGUAACGACGAAAUACGGAACCCUCAGAUCGAUGCGUACCAUCCGGCUCACGCGGAGCAGACUGUACGACUCUCGAUAGCCACGCUAUUGAACAGGGGCGGCUAUUCUGUCGAAGCGUACAUUAUUCUUAAGGUAAACGGAAAAUGUGUUGUUUCAACUCAAAAAAUCUGUUUCAGCAACUAACGAAGACUCAUUUGUCUCCGUGCUAUCUCGGAAUGAUGUACGCCGCGACGGCCGACGCGUCAGUGCUGACAGGGCCCGAAGCGGGCGCCGAUCCCGAGAAAGAGCAGCCGACGAUUCAUCUGAAGUUGACGCAGAAAGAGCGGAACGGCAUUUUCAGCAAGACAUUUGAGAACUACGCGACGGCGGCUCACUUCUUCCAGGUUUGAACGGCCAACUCAUAUUGUUGGAGAAGUUUCGCAAGUUUUAGGAGGCGAAGGUCGAGCAGAAUCAGCCGGACGGUGAGAUUCUCGAUCAGUUCUUUGACCUCGGCGAGUCGAAAGCCUACGUGCUCUCGUGCCACAUGAGGCUCUACGAAGCGCUCGAACAGCAGAAGGAGAACCUCGAGGAGCUGGUGAACGAGAAGAACAACUUCCAGAGGUCGUACAACAAACGAAUCGACAUGAACGCGAACGUCGUUUCUUUGAUUCCAACGCGGGAAAUUCGCGCGAAUCAGAUAUUGUUCUACGAUCAAGUCAAGUAUGGACCGCAUCCAUGUGAGCCUUUUUUCGUGUAAUCGGUCUGGGGUAUCAACUGCUUUUCAGAUCGGAAAUGCACGAGAGCGCACGUGAAUCGGUUCCCUUCGUCGAACCAUCCGAUGAACGUAGUUCCCACGAUAUCUUGCCACCUGACGACAACGUCGGAAAAGUAUGACGAAGCGAUGACGCUGAUCCGUCAGAAGACGCUUCGAAACCGUCCGCCUGUCAACGAGACGUCGUGGAAAGUGACCGAAGUGUUCCCCAGGAAUCGGGCGUUCGAUAAAGUCCUUCUGGAUAUUGCGAAAAAUAGUCAGCAAAGCGGAUAUUUUCGGAUGAUUGAACCAAAGUUUACGAAUAAAGAGUAAGAUUUGGAUGUUUUCGAAAAAAAACAGAAGACAACGGAAUUUCAGAAUAGACGAAAGUAUCGACCGUUUCUGGAGACGGGCCGAUUGGCCGAAUUCUGUCGACUGCCAGGCGGUCGUCUCCUCGUCCAAUCCGUUCCGAAUCAACACAUUCCCGCAAGUGUUCAUCUCGCCGGAAAACAGAGGAUGGAUGUUAGUGACCUGCAAACUAUUUUCAGAUUUUACACGUACGUUUCAGAGUCUCCGAACUGCUGACGACCCAUCUCGGGCUGACGCCACAAGAGAUUCUCCCGCUGCCGUGGUUCGAGCCACGAUGCGAUUUUGUGAAGCGAGACGAUCUUCGCGUUUUCACUGGGGUACUCCAGUUUAGUUUACCGUUAUUGUUUCAUACUUCUCAUUUUCAGUUCGAAGGAAUCGAACGCCUUCUCAACCCGAGAUUUGAUCGGAGAUCGGAAGAAUUCGCUGAGAAAACGCUGAAGACUGACCUUGUUCGAUUGGGAGACAGAGCGAUGGAAGAGCACGAGAUGGGCGCGAGAAUACAUCUUCUCAUAAAACAUGUGAGUUAUCUGAAGAUUUGCGUCAAGACCUUAACUGAACACUUUUAGAACAUCGGUCCCAAAUGGGUGUCCAUGAACUUGGCCGGUCUGUACUGGAGAGUUCAGGGAAACCCGCACCAGGCCGCCAAAUGUCUGCUCGGCGCUUUUCUGGAUAAGGUAAGCAGUAGGCCUUUAUUUGAUAAAAUAUAAAACUGAAUUUCAGCCAGAAGAAUCAUUCAUCGCGAUUGUGCAACUCACUCAAGUGAUGUUGAGAACGACGCGAAUGGUGAACGACGCGCACGGAUUUCUGAUGCAACAGCUGAACCUUCUCGGCUAUAAGGAGCCGCUCUUCCAUUAUGUGCAAGGCAGAAUGAAGCUGCUGCUGCACGACGUGGACAAGGCGAUUCAACAUCUGAAAGACGCGAUGGACAAGGAUCCGGAGAACGACGUCAUCGGAGAAGAUCUGCUGAAGAUUGCGUGCAGCGGAAAGUCGACGAAAGCGGCCAUUUCCUCCAAAUUCCCGACCGUCUGCUGCUCGAUGGUCACUCAGAAUGCAGUGUGCAUACGAGUCAGUUCACAGACAUUCAUUCUGUCCGUAUUUUAAGAAUUUUAGCCCCGAAAAGACGCAGAGGAACAGUGUUACGUCGUCGAACCGUCGCCGAUUCUGAACGCGCCACCCCAACUCGUUUACCAUCGUUGCAACGGAAUAUACGACGGAUUCAGCAAGAAGACGUCCGACUACGCGAGCAUUAUCUCCCCGUUCCUCCUCGUUUUCAACACUGUCGUUCCGCGGAAUGACGUCGCCAAUUGGGUCAAUCAGGCCGAGGGAAUUCAGACGAUCGAGAGCAGCGAGAUGCCGCUCGACUACGGCGGAUGGAACAAUUUCUUUGCCGAAAGACCCGCGGAAUGGUGGGACGGCGCAAAGAACGAGAUGAAGUACGUGCUUCCGAUGAAGGACGACGAGCAGAUGGACGAGUGGGAAGAGGAGGGAUCGUCAGUUCUGGCCGCCAUUCCCGAGGUUUCUUUUUCUUUCUAAUUUCUUCUCAUCCCGUAACUCAUUCAGAAACCUCUCUCAUUCUUGUGGAUCCGCGAGAAGUCUAUGAUGAUGCAGUACGAUGCCCAAUUGCCCGAUCAGCUGCCGACCCCUUCCGUUCAUCAAAUCCGUCGCGGAAUCGCCAUCUUCCCGCCGCCACGUGUCGCCACAAUGUCGUGCAACGGAGUCUCCAAACUGGAUGUCAUGUUCGAUAACGCCCCCUCCACGUGGGUUUCGCUGACCGCCAAAGGAGAGGACAUCGAGAAGUACGUGGAUCUGCGGGGACCGAUGCCCGCCAUGGCGUCUCUUCAGCCGGUGUGUCCGAGCAUGGAAAAAUACAAGAACUCGCCGAUUCUCGGUCUCGAUCACAUUCCCGCGUUUGCGCUCAGCGAUCAAUUUCUGUUCUAUCAGCCCGAAAAGGCGCUCUCCGAGGCGUUGAAGUCGUUGGGAAACGAACGGGACACUAUCGAGCACGUCGCCGCCCGUCUUCACGCCGCCAUGCUCCACAGCAAUGCCAGUGAGUUUUUCUUCGUGAGCUUCAGUCAAAUACUUCAAAUUAAGGCAGAAAUGAAUAGAAUAAGGAGGGUUUCACGUGUAGAAAGAGAUAUUUAAGGCAAGGUCUUUUUGGUAAUUAAACGGUGUUUGAUUUCAGAAGACGGUCACGUCAGCUGGGUGCUCUGUGUGCUCUCCUCACUGUAUUGGCGAGUGACCGGGAAUGCGGAGAACGCAAUGAGCUGCCUCCGAUGCGCCCUCCACACCGCGCCGCCACAGAUGCGCGACGUCGGACUCGUCUCGCUGGCCAACAUCUGCCAUCAAGCCGGUCUUCUCAACUCGGCGCUCAUCGCCGCCGGUGCCGCCCUCAGCUCGUCUCCCCGCCUCGUCGCCAUCCACUUCACCCUCGGCAACAUUUACGCGUCGAGCGGAGACUACCAGAGAGCUCUCAACUUCUACUACUCCACACUGUCACUUCAGUCGAACUUCCAACCGGCAAAGGACAGAAUCCGUUCGAUUUAUUGCCACGCUGGCAAAGAUUUUGAGUUUUAA
Messenger RNA from Caenorhabditis sp. 36 PRJEB53466, 4625 nucleotides. NCBI's taxonomy places the organism in Eukaryota, Metazoa, Nematoda, Chromadorea, Rhabditida, Rhabditidae. The record is from the annotation of a GenBank genome assembly.